GCUUGGAGUUGCUGGUUGGGUUGACUCUCGCCCUUCAUACAUGACCAGUUUUACAGGUUUAUUAAACAGGUUUACUGUGACCUGAUUACGUUGCAAACUCGGGUGUGGCUUUUAGAUUUGAUCAGUAAAAAAGGUGUACACAGACCCAGACGUUAUCUGGACGCUCGACCGCUUCUAUCUGAACUGUCUUUUCUGUUUGUCGAAUAUGUUUCGCUGUGGAAUUGCGUAUCCAAGAUGCAGGUGGAUCGUACCACUUCUUUUGCUUUUUGCGAUUAUAUUUGAUAUUAUUGCCAUUGCUGCUACCUCGGGAUGGGUUGAGGACAAGGACGCAAAAUCCCACUACGCAAGUAUGUGGAGCCAAUGUCGAGGGCGGAAUGACAACUGGGACUGCAAAUCUCUCAUGGAAUUGUGUAAGUAUCAUAUUGUGGGGGGAUUCACUCAACAGCCCUAAUCAUCGUGACAAGGGAAAUACAUGUAUAGCCUACUGUACAAUGGUGUACAUGUAUUCAGACAUGGAUUUAGAGACUAUUGUGCUGACAGUUACAGGGCUGAAUAUCAUAACUAAAAGCCUACCUAUACAGAAAAAAUGGGUAUUCCACGGAUGUAUUUAAUUAGUUGUUCAUUGUUUAUAGGGCAAUUGCAUAGGCCUAGCCUACUUAAUAAAAAAGUCCACCAUUUGAACAACCUAGUUAUUUAUUUCUGUCCACAUUUUAUUUACAAAAAGUCCACCAUUUCUUUACAACAAGCAAAGGAAUGCUCUGCUGGGAGUUUUUCAAUGGCAAAGUGGCAGCCAGCCGGAGUGAACUUUGAACAACACUUUAUUUAUCCUGGCUGUUUCCCAUUCUCUUUAGCCUGUCAUUUUCCUAGAUAAACCCAACCCGGUAGCUGUUUAUUUGUGUUGGUGUUUUCCUCAAUUGUACAGGUACUAUAAUAGAUCAACCCUUACAUCUCAACUCAUGAUGGUAAUCAGAAAAUAUUUCUGAUCAAGCAAAUAUCCACGCAGAUCCUUUUCUCAUACUAAAUUACAAUGUUGGCUGUAAUAAAUAUAUUGUAAGAAUAGAAAUCAUAGCCAAUGGCAGGAUGUGUCAAACUUUCAACAUGAAAGCAAUUUUCCCAUUCCUAACAAUAGAAUAGACUAGAACCAAAUAGAAUAGAAUAGAGAAUUGCCUUUGAAUAUUGAUGUUAACAGGCAGGAUUAAUUAAUAUCAAGAUGGCUUUCUCAGUCAUGUUCUCAGGGCUAUUUUUAGAAGUGUGAUGAGUGCCUUUACCAAGCUGGAGAGGUCCUGCCAGACAAGCUGUGGUGAGAAAAGAGAAGUGAGAAAAAUUUAUCUUUGUCUUCACUGGACAGUGAAAAAUAUCCAUGUCUGGUACAUACUGAACACAUGCUCUUUCUUACUCAGAACUCAGGAAGUACUGCUGCAGUCAGUCAGUUAGAACAGCUGUAUUGUCAAUCAGGUAGUAGUCCAAAUGGACUAGUAGUUUCAGCCCUCAGUAAACAAUGGUUACUUAUCAGGAGAGGAUAAGGUGGUCACACUUAUCCCAGUGUCCUUGCUCAAUAAAUGGGUUCCUUCCAUAAAGACAACCAUUCACUUACCCUAUACUGUGGGAAUGCAUAGCCCAGUAGUGAACAAAGCAGACAGGUGGAAUUGGACUCAUAGAAAUGCAAUUGGUAUAAUUGUACCAUUCAUUUUCAUACCAUACAAAUCAAGGGGAAUGAUAUAUUCCUUUUUAUUGUGCAGUGUAUGUAGAGUCAGUGCUGCUGGUCCAACGUAAACAAUGUUUGGGUGAGUGCAGUUGGCUAUAAUGUCGCAUUCUGACUGUUGCCAUCAAGGUGAACUAGUAUUGGCAUAUUACCACUGGAACACAACUUUGUUGUGAUUAAACAACCUCAGCAGUAUGUUGUCAAAUCUAAGGGCCACUCCCUGUCCCUUCUUGGGUGUGAACAUAGCAUGGAUGGAGUCUCUGGAAUUAGUGGUGUCAUGCUGGACUGAUGGUGUUAUGGGAUUUGUUUGUCUUCAAAACCAAACCAGUGUGAACACUUUUCGUUGUAUAUUGUGUAAUAACAAAGUAAUUACUACCGUAUCAACAUUGUAUUAACAUUGCAUCAACAUUGUAUUAACAUUGUCACACAAUUUAUUAAUUGCUUUGAAAUUGUAUACCAUAGUAAUGGAGUUGAGCGUUUUUGUGUGAUUAUUAGUGUUACCCAAAUCAGUAGCUGUCAUUUAAAACGCAUGCUGCAUGAAUGAAAUAAACAACACUCAAAAGUGCACGUAUGAACAAAACAGUGCCAAAAUGAAUUCUAAUCGCUGUAGAUGACGACUCAACUGAUUUAAGCACUUUAAGUUCAGACCCAUACUUAUUCUAACUAACAGCAUUUGAUAGCCAUUGGUUGUUUAUUUUGAACUUGAUUCGGAAAGACACAAGACAGAUGUUCCCCAUCUGGAGAGUAUUAACACUGUCCGGUCUAUUUGUCAGCUACCAUCGGCCCUGUAAGCUGUCCACACCACACGGUUUGGAUUGGAUUUGCUCACUGACACUAACAUUUAAAGAGAUCCUUUGCAACAGUCACACAACGGUAACAGUUGGCUACUAAUACACCAAAAUUGUUAUCAAACAUGGACUUGAGAUCCAGAAAUGCACAUCACUGUGAGUGUCUCUGUGUGAGAAUACUUACAUUUUCUGACCACAAAAAACAUGGCUACUAUCCAUUCUCACACCACCGCUCUGUAGUUCUAUUAAAUGUUUGAAUGAUACUCUCUACAAUAUGUUUUAGUACACAUGGAAUAAAACUUGAUAGACUAGGACCCCAUUGUUUGUUAGAGGCAAGUUAGUGCAUGACUGCAGUGCCUGAGGCUUAGGUGUAGGCUGCCUGCCAUUUGACCCUGAAGUCAGAGAGAGAGAGUGAAUAAUUUAAGGUGUGAGCUCUGCAUGUGCAUGCAACAGAUGUGAACAUGUCAGUUAAUAACCUACCACCUAUAAUUAAUUACAUUAGACAUUUUAGUAAUUUAUCCAGAGCAACUUAAUGUGUGUUGAAAUACCAUACAGUUGUGAUACUGUAGAACAAAUGUUUGUUGCACAUUGCAAUGAAACCUAUCAGUGCAAUGAAACCACUUUAUCUUCCUGUGGACACUCCUUCAUUGUGCUGAAGGGCUGCAGUUGUUCUUGGGAGAAUGUGAUGUUACGUAAUAGAAAAAACAGUUGUUACAAUUUCUGUUUAUUGAAUGUACCUUUAUCAGUUUUCAAGAUAUUUCAAAAUGUAGGGCUAUGUGUAAAGAGUUAUUUGUGUCAAGUAUAGUCAAACCACGUGUGUACAACUGGAAAUGCAUUAUGCAAUUGCAUGUCAAGUGCUUUGCUAAAAAAAAUCCACUUUCCCAAAAAUCACUCCAAUAUCUCCGAACCUCUUAUCCUUCAAAUUCCAAAACACAUUUAAUUCUAGCUCCAUAAUAUACAGAUGUAGGAUCUUAAUUUGAGCCAUUUUGCUACAGCAGGAAAAUAAUUAUUCAACAACAGGAAAUGUGAAUUAUUAUGUGGAUUAUAAUUAAUGGACAUUUUUGUAGGGGUUGAUACAUGUUUAGUAAGGGAAAAUCAAGUCUGAAAUUUCAAAGUGGAAAUUACAAAUUUCAGAAGCCUUUUAAAAUCUCAAAUACACUACAAGUUUUACAUUUCCUGCAUUGCAGGAAAGUUCUCCUGCAACAGGGUGAUCAAAUUAAAACCCUACAUCUGUACUUACCAGCUCAAAAGUAUAUAGGGAUUUAACAAUCUUUCUAGAAAUAUGUUUAGAGUAUUGUCUAUAGAUACUAAACACUGUUUGUUGAUGUGUUUUCAGCUUGGGCCCAGGCUGUGGCAGCUCUUAUGAUCAUCGGCCUCAUCAUCCUCAUCAUCGCUUUCAUCAUCUCCUGUAUCGCCCUCUGCUGCACCCUCAACAUCAGCCUGCUGCCUGUCAUUGGGGCCCUGCUCUUCAUCACUGGUAAGAUACACAAAACGUUUCUGUUGUUCUUGGGGCAGUUUUCCGGAUUAAUCUUACUCCUGGACUGAAAAGCAAUCUCCAUUGAAAAUGCUUUUUAGUCCAGUAUUAGGCUUAAUCUGUGUCAGGGAAACCGCCCCCUUAUGUUUUCUACUUCAAGUGUCUGGGCUAAUGGAGGACAGGUUAGUUAUUGAAGACAAGAGUAGUGAAAUAUUAACAACUGCCUUGUCUUUGUGAAUUCGGCCUGCCUCAAAAUGUCUGGCUUCAAGCCUCAAACUACAAACACUCUCAUACUUUAUUGUGUUCUAUGCUCCUCCAUGUUCAGAUGGUGCUCAAGUAGGAUGCCAACCAUAGCUACUGUAGAGUUGGAGAGUCCUAAAGCUAGUCUUCCUCUGAUUUCAAAUCAAAUCAAAUCGUAUUGGUCACAUACACAUAUUUAGCAGAUGUUAUUGCAGGUGUAGUGAAAUGCUUGUGUUUCUAGCUCCAACAGUGCAGUAAUAUCUAACAAUUCACAACAAUACACACACAUCUAAAAUUUGAACCAUUGCCAAGGACAAGAGGGAGUGGGAGUUGUUUGUGUCCCUACUCUGCUCUGAGGUUCAGGGAAGAAGGGCUGUGGUAUGGCGUUGCCAUGGAACCUGGGAGAAUGUUCAACGUCUGGCUGAGUCACAGCACUGAUAGUGAGAUCAUAGGGCAUUGAGAAUGACCACUCCCCACCCUCACCACUCCCCCUGCCCCCCUUCUGCAGCUGUCACCCUAGUGUGAAACCUGAUAGCCCAGCCCUGCCUAUGCCUAGAGGGAAAGAGAGAGGCUACACAGUCAGUCAGAAUUACACUGAAACUUUCUGUCAGACAUAGCUGAAUCAUAGAGCUGUCUGAGUAUAAAGCUGAUGCAUAGUCCUAUUAUGGGAAUUAUUGUGUUUUGCUAGUGUUUAGAGUAUAGUAAAUAAUUAUUACUAUUUAGAACUAGUUCUGACUGGAUCAUUACUACCUGUGGACAUAAAAUAGUAACAGUAGUAUCAUCGCUAUGUGUGAUACUUUGUUUGAUCCCACUUUGUUUGUGAUUCGCCAUCCAUACAGUGAAAGUGUAAAAGAUGAGUCUCAGUUUCUCAACUUUACCUCACAGUACACUUUUUACCGAUUUCCUUGACUUAGUUACCCAGCUUCUAAUUUAAAUGACACAGAUCUGGUGGUUUUGUCUAAGCCCAUUAAGCUACAGUACCCACGUACAAAACUAUUUCACACACACACCUAAACGCUAGUUUUGGCAGGCUCUCACAAAUGUAUGUGUCACAGUUCCACAAAGUCAGCCUCCUCCCCUGUUCGGAAUGAUCCACCACUGACAAACCUCUCUGUUCUGUCUGUUCUUCACCACAGUGGUCAUUCAGUUCAUCGCCCUCAUCAUCUACCCAGUCAAGUUCAAUGACCUGAUCUUCGAGGGCCACUACGACUACACCUGGGCCUAUGGCUUCGGUUGGGGGGCCACCAUCCUCACCAUCGGCUGUGGGAUUCUCUUCUGCUGCCUGCCUCGCUACGAGGACGAGCUCACAGGCCUCGCCAAGACCAAAUACAUCUAUACCUCAGCUUAGAGGAACCACGGACACCCGCAGGCUACAUCUCAAUAGUCUGAAGUGGCUUCCCUUCUCCGCAUCUCCUUCCCUUCAUCUACACUGAUGAAAACACAGGAUAGGUGAAAGCAAAAUAGUGGACACCUGCCAGGUUCUUUCACAUCAGUGCAGAUGAAGGACAGGAGACAAGGAGACAAGGAGACAAGGAGAGGAAGCCCACUUUAGACUAUUGAGAUGCAGCCCCAGGACAGAAGCACCUCUGCCACCACAGAGGACAGAGGACACUGACACUUAGACAUAUCAUUGGACGUUAAUUUAGUCAUUUCCAACAACGCUGAAUGCCCUCUCCGUUGGAAGGAUCCCAUAGAUGUGUAUCUCUGUCUAACGCCCUAUUUCCGACCCUAUACUGACCCCCAUAUUGAUUUGAGUGGCCCACAUGUUACCAAGGGAGGCUGCCAAGUAUGGCUAUUCCAGAGGCUUUGUUUCUAUCACAUUGGAUGUUUUCCACGUUUUACGUUUGUGUAGAGUAGUUGAAGUGACCUAGAUGCAAUAUUGCAGAUUAUACAUAAAACAUUUACAUAAUCCUCCACAACCUUAUCCAGACCCUUGCUAUAAUUCUCCAUUGUAAAUUAGUUCAAUGCAAAAUCACAGAAGUGCACUUAAUAUCAAUGUUAAGGAGUCCAUCGUUUAGAGUUUAUGGAUUAUGUCAAGUGUUCUAACCAGCUGAGUGAGAGGGCGUAUGUCCUACACACAAUGCUAAUGUAUUUGACUGCAGGAUUGUUAUUUGGUCUCAUAUGGAUGUUUUAAGAUGUUGCUUUUGAUAGCUUUAUUCACUUUAAUUCUAAUUUGAAUUGUUGAGGCCAUUGAAUGGCUAAACUGAAUUAUUGUAAGUAUAGUAGAGAAAAUGGACUGCAGGGCUCUCCAACCCUGUUCCUGGAGAGAUACCAUCCUGUAGGUUUUCACUCCAACCCU
Coregonus sp. 'balchen' is the source of this 6503-nucleotide messenger RNA. Lineage: Eukaryota; Metazoa; Chordata; Actinopteri; Salmoniformes; Salmonidae. The record is from the annotation of a GenBank genome assembly.